ACAAUUCCCUGUGUAAGAGAAAACCCCAAUUUCACAAAAACACAGCCACCUUCUCUUCUCUUCUCCUGCAGCCAUCUUCUCUACAGCCAUAUCCACACAUCCGUCUCUCUUUACUCAUUCGCCAUGGCUGCCGAGCAAGCUCAACUGGCUGCAAUCCUUGGACCCGAUUCAGCACCAUUCGAAACCCUAAUUUCACAUCUCAUGUCUGCUUCCAACGAGCAACGAUCUCAAGCCGAGUCAAUCUUCAAUCUCAUCAAGCAAAACGAUCCUAAUUCACUCGCUCUCAAGCUUGCUAAUCUUCUAUCCUCUUCACCUCACCACGAAGCCCGUGCCAUGUCCACAAUCCUCCUCAGAAAGUUGCUUACCAGAGAUGACUCUUUCAUCUGGCCGCGCCUCACCGAGUCUACUCAGUCAGGUAUCAAAUCAGUCCUUCUCCGAUGUAUUCAACACGAAGAAUCAAAAUCCAUCAUCAAGAAACUUUGCGACACUAUUUCCGAACUUGCUUCUUCAAUUCUCCCCGAAAACAAUUGGCCUGAGUUGCUACCGUUUAUGUUUCAGUGUGUUACUUCAGACGUACCUAAAUUACAGGAAUCUGCCUUCUUGAUCUUUGCUUUAUUAGCUCAAUAUGUUGGGGAGAUGUUAGUUCCUUACAUUAAGGACUUGCAUACAGUGUUUAUGCAGACAUUGAAUAACUCGCCUAAUCCUGAUGUGAGGAUUGCGGGUUUAAGUGCUGUGAUUAAUUUUAUUCAGUGUUUAUCAAGCUCAAAUGACAGGGAUAGAUUUCAGGAUCUAUUGCCUGCAAUGAUGAAGACCUUGACCGAGGCUUUGAAUAGUGGACAAGAGGCAACUGCACAAGAAGCCUUGGAGUUGUUGAUUGAAUUGGCGGGUACUGAGCCUAGGUUUUUGAGGAGGCAGCUUGUCGAUGUGGUGGGUGCAAUGUUGCAAAUAGCCGAGGCUGAGAGUUUAGAAGAGGGGACAAGACAUUUGGCUAUUGAAUUUGUCAUUACGUUAGCUGAGGCUAGGGAAAGGGCUCCUGGAAUGAUGAGGAAAUUGCCGCAGUUUAUCAGUAGGCUGUUUGCCAUUUUGAUGAAAAUGUUGCUGGAUAUCGAUGAUGAACCUGUCUGGCAUAGUGCUGAAGUUGAGCACGAAGAUGCAGGGGAAACAAGUAACUACAGUGUUGGUCAGGAGUGUUUGGAUCGUUUGUCCAUUGCGUUGGGUGGCAGUACAAUUGUUCCUGUUGCAUCAGAGCAGUUGCCUCCUUACUUGGCUGCUCCCGAAUGGCAAAAGCACCAUGCUGCGCUCAUUGCGCUUGCUCAGAUUGCAGAAGGUUGCACAAAGGUAAUGAUUAAGAAUUUGGAGCAAGUCGUGAACAUGGUUUUGAGCUGUUUCCAAGAUCCUCAUCCUCGAGUGAGAUGGGCAGCUAUUAACGCAAUUGGCCAGUUGUCUACUGACUUGGGGCCUGAUUUGCAAGUACAGCACCACAGCAGAGUACUGCCAGCAUUGGCAACAGCUAUGGAUGAUUUUCAAAAUCCACGAGUACAGGCACAUGCUGCGUCAGCUGUCCUCAACUUCAGUGAGAACUGCACACCAGAAAUUUUGACACCUUAUUUGGAUGGAAUAGUUAGCAAACUACUUGUUCUUCUACAGAACGGAAAACAAAUGGUGCAAGAAGGAGCAUUAACUGCUUUGGCUUCGGUGGCUGAUUCAUCACAGGAGCACUUCCAGAAGUACUAUGACGCUGUAAUGCCAUAUUUGAAAACCAUCCUGGUAAAUGCGAAUGAUAAAUCUAAUCGCAUGCUUCGAGCCAAAGCCAUGGAGUGCAUAAGCUUGGUUGGGAUGGCUGUUGGAAAAGACAAAUUCAGAGAUGAUGCUAAGCAGGUUAUGGAAGUGCUUAUGUCACUACAAGGAUCACAAAUGGAGACAGAUGACCCUACUACUAGUUAUAUGUUGCAGGCAUGGGCCAGGCUUUGCAAGUGCUUGGGACAGGAUUUCCUGCCUUACAUGAGUGUAGUCAUGCCUCCUUUACUUCUGUCUGCUCAACUAAAGCCUGAUGUGACCAUAUCAUCCGCAGAUUCAGACAAUGAACUUGAUGACUCAGAUGAUGACAGCAUGGAGACCAUAACUCUUGGAGAUAAAAGGAUAGGCAUCAAAACAAGCGUCUUAGAAGAGAAGGCUACAGCUUGUAAUAUGCUAUGCUGCUAUGCCGAUGAACUGAAGGAAGGUUUCUAUCCAUGGAUUGACCAGGUUGCUCCAACGUUAGUUCCACUUCUCAAAUUCUAUUUCCACGAAGAAGUCAGGAAAGCAGCCGUGUCUGCAAUGCCAGAGCUGUUACGUUCUGCUAAACUGGCUGUAGAGAAAGGGAUUGCUCAGGGCCGAAAUGAGACCUAUGUCAAGCAAUUAUCAGACUACAUCAUUCCAGCUUUGGUUGAAGCAUUGCAUAAGGAGCCUGAUACAGAAAUCUGUGCAAGUAUGUUGGAUGCAUUGAAUGAGUGUGUUCAGAUCUCUGGACCACUCCUGGAUGAAGGUCAGGUCCGAAGCAUUGUGGAUGAGAUAAAACAGGUUAUCACAGCCAGUUCAAGUAGAAAACGAGAACGUGCAGAGAGGGCUAAAGCUGAAGACUUCGAUGCAGAGGAAAGUGAGUUGCUCAAGGAGGAAAAUGAGCAAGAAGAAGAAGUUUUUGACCAAGUUGGUGAAAUAUUGGGCACAUUGAUUAAGACGUUCAAGGCAGUCUUCUUGCCAUUCUUUGAUGAACUGUCAUCUUAUCUAAUGCCUAUGUGGGGCAAGGAUAAAACAGCUGAAGAAAGGAGAAUUGCAAUUUGUAUUUUUGAUGACAUUGCUGAGCAGUGCCGUGAAGCAGCUCUUAAGUAUUAUGACACAUAUCUUCCCUUCCUUUUGGAAGCAUGCAAUGACGAAAGCCCAGAUGUCCGGCAGGCUGCUGUUUAUGGACUUGGGGUAUGUGCAGAAUAUGGGGGUUCUGUUAUCAAACCUCUUGUUGGAGAGGCUCUUUCAAGGCUCAACGUAGUUAUAGGGCAUCCCAAUGCUCUUCAACCCGAGAAUGUUAUGGCAUAUGAUAAUGCUGUUUCAGCACUGGGGAAGAUAUGUCAGUUUCAUCGCGACAGUAUUGACUCAGCCCAGGUUGUUCCUGCUUGGUUGAAUUGCCUGCCUAUAAAAGGUGACCUGAUCGAGGCCAAGGUUGUUCAUGAUCAACUCUGUUCAAUGGUUGAAAGGUCAGAUGUAGAACUUCUGGGUCCUAACAAUCAGUACCUUCCAAAAAUUGUAUCAGUUUUUGCUGAGGUUCUAUGUACUGGUAAGGACCUUGCUACUGAGCAAACAGCCAGUAGGAUGAUUAAUCUGCUGAGGCAGCUUCAGCAAACGUUACCACCAGCCACUCUGGCCUCAACAUGGUCUUCCUUGCAGCCUCAGCAGCAGAUAGCACUGCAAUCGAUUCUAUCAUCAUAGGUGUUUUGGAUCAUGACAAUCUCCAAUGCAAUGGAAGUUGCUUAAGCUGAAGCUUCGUGGGUGUCAAAUAUUUGAUUAUUAAUUCUUUCUUGCAAACAUUAUUCAUUUGGGCUUUUGAGGUCAUGCAUCAGCCUGUUGUCACUUUGGUUGAAGAAGUGUGAGCAAAGGCGGGAAACCCUUUCCUCUUUUUGUAGAGUGUGUAUAUUAAAAGUGUUGCAUUUGAGUCCUCCUUCAGUAAGGAUAGGACUGUUGGUGAUCACGGUUUGCUGAGUUUUUUUUCGUCAUCAAAUGAGUUUUAAGCUCAAGGGUCGUCAGGGAGACACUCUUGUCACAGUUUUGGUCCAGUCAUAUUGGAAUUAUUUACAUUGUGGGAUGGUACAAGGAUUAAAUUAUAAAUGGUGAUUAUUUGUUGCUUUGGUUGUGA
Messenger RNA from Solanum stenotomum, 3883 nucleotides. RefSeq lists its product as uncharacterized. Bases 124 to 3459 code for a protein of 1111 amino acids. Gene Ontology annotation, cellular component: cytoplasm; nucleus. The record is from RefSeq and is a predicted model, not a curated record. The transcript has 20 exons. Gene Ontology annotation, molecular function: protein binding; nuclear import signal receptor activity. NCBI's taxonomy places the organism in Eukaryota, Viridiplantae, Streptophyta, Magnoliopsida, Solanales, Solanaceae. Gene Ontology annotation, biological process: protein import into nucleus.